Xyrauchen texanus (razorback sucker) is the source of this 1281-nucleotide messenger RNA. Its product is annotated as protein CEBPZOS-like. NCBI's taxonomy places the organism in Eukaryota, Metazoa, Chordata, Actinopteri, Cypriniformes, Catostomidae. Bases 101 to 412 code for a protein of 103 amino acids. The record is from RefSeq and is a predicted model, not a curated record. The transcript is spliced from 4 exons.
CAUUUCGUUCACUCACUGCUGAAAUAUAGUGCACUCACAGCCAUUCACUAUAUAGGAAAUAGUGAAUGAGUGGGCGAUUUCAGACACAGCAUAUGUAUUUAUGUGUCACGCGACCUUCACUCAACCCGGAAGGGCUUCUGCAGACCUGGUGAGUCGUGAUCAAAACAUGUCUCCUAAACCCAUGGAGCCAUUUGCAAGAAAGAUUUUUAAAGGAAUCAUUCUGUUUGAGGUGGCUGGUGUGAUUGGGGCAUAUGCACUCUUUCACAAGAUGAACUCCAGUCGAGACUUCAGAUGCACUGUGAAUACUUAUUGUCCUCAAAUUCUAGAGGUGUAUUACAGAUCAAAUGAGUGGUCCGGGAUCUAUGGCAUCCGGGAGGCAGAUCAAGAGGUCUGGUCUACCAAGCUGGAGUAGAAGUUUCUGCUCUUCACCUUCAAUGUUUUUUCAUAGACUUUUUAGUCUUUCGUGCCAUUCCAAGCUUUCUCCUGUUGAACAUAGCCUUUUUCCUGUAGAAAGAUUAAACAUCUCUUCCACGGAUCCACUCAUCCCAUUGAGCUUCCCAUAUCAGCUGUUUCACAUCUACGUGAAGAAAAUGUGGAAGAAUUGAACUUCACACUCUGCACUUUCUUCUGCAAAUAUAUUUCACUCACAGAUAACAUGCUAUUAAACACUCUGAAUGAUGAAACCUAUUAAUCUCUUAUUAUUGUGUAUGAGGGGUCAUUUUCUGGACCUCAUUUUUCUGGACCUCAAACUCAAAAUUAAAAUGGAAAAAUUAAAAAUAUAUUAAUCUUAGAAGAGGUGUAUCCAAGACAUUUAUUGUACGAAUUGCCUUUUUGUCCAGGUGGGUUUUUUUGCAAAAAGAAACAUUGCCAUAACCUUCAUAUUUAUUUAAAGCCAUAAAUAAACAGUGUAUUACUGAUUUGAUACUCUAUACAUUACCAUGACUUUGUCGAGUAACAUUAAGUAUAAUACAACUCAGGUUUACAAUCUAUGCCACUCAGUUGACGGAGCUCAAAAAUGCCAAAAAGAGAUAAAAGUCUUUAAAUCAUGUCUCUCCUGUGUUGCCUAUUGGUUUGUGAUACCACAUGAAAUUGCAGGAUUGUGCAUUGUUUUUGUUGUUUUAUUGUUCAGCUUAACAUUUGUAUUGGUUGCUUCUCAACAUGAUGUAUAGCAAAGGAAAAUAUUCAUGUACAGAGUUAACAAUUAAACCCCAUUGUUUCUCUUACCCCCUCCCAAUCCCCAACCCCACCCUUGAGCCCCAACAAACAUCCCUGUGGUCAAAG